AUGAUUUCUCUUAGCUUGAUAGCUGUUCUCCAGCUCCUCAUCCUUUCAUCUGUUGUCAACGCCUUCUUUGAGGGACCCCAGGUCAAGUUACCAAACAAUGAUGUUAUCACGGGUAGAGGUGACUUCCUUAGCGCCUUUGAAUCAUACUUAGGUAUUCCCUUUGCCGCUCCACCUGUCGGUGAUUUGAGAUUCAGGCCACCCCAGGCUUACAAUAAAAGUUUGGAUGGGUUUAAAGCCACCAAGUUUGGUAAAACAUGUCCUCAGCUCGGCUCAGUGCCCGACAAACAGAACAUUCCCGCCGCUGCUUUUGACUUAGUUCAACAAUGCCCUCUUUUCCAAGCGAUUCUAGGUCUGGAACAGGCGGAAGACUGUUUGUCCCUCAAUAUUUUCAGAAAACAGGGGCUCUCUUCGAGUGCUAAGCUACCAGUUAUGUUUUGGAUUUUUGGUGGGGGCUUUAUGGGGGGUGCUUCCACAACGUACUUGCCACAACAAUUCAUGACGCAAGGUGCCCUCCAGGGCCAGAACAUUAUUUACGUUUCUGUCAACUACAGACUCGCCGCCUUUGGAUUCUUGGGAGGAAAGGAGAUCAAGGCUGAAGGGAGCGGUAAUGUUGGGUUAAUGGACCAGAGACUUGCCUUGGAAUGGGUGGCUGACAACAUUGCUUCGUUUGGUGGUGACCCAGACAAGGUUACGAUCUUUGGCGAAUCAGCUGGGUCAAUCUCCGUAGCCCAUCAAAUGAUCGCUAAGAACGGUGACCAUACCUACAAGGGUAGACCUUUAUUUAGGGCAGCUAUAAUGCAGUCUGGUACCCUUCUUCCGACGAAAGAUAUCGAUUCCGCCUAUCCGCAACAAAUCUUCGACGCCGUUGCAAAUGCUGGCGGCUGUGGUGCCGCCUUCGACAAGUUGGCGUGUUUGAGAAGCCUUCCAUAUGAUAAGAUGCAAGCUGCGAGCAGUUCUGUUCCGGGUCUUUGGAGCUACAAAUCGUUGCAGUUGUCUUACAUGCCAAGGCCUGAUGGCAACUUUAUCCCCUACCAGCAAAUGCAGAUGGUCCAGGACGGGAAAUACGCGAGAGUUCCCUACAUUGUUGGUAACCAAGAGGACGAGGGCUCCGUAUUCGCUCUUAGCGGCUUGAACAUCACCACCGAUGAUCAGGUAAGGACUUACCUUUGGAAUAUUUUCCCAGACAUCACCGAAGAGCAGAUGUCCCAGCUUCAGAAAUUUUACCAACAAGACGUCACUCAAGGUUCGCCGUAUGGUACAGGCCAUUUUAACGCCUUGUCGCCCCAAUACAAGAGACUUGCUUCUGUUAUGGGGGAUCUCGUAUUUCAGGCCCCAAGAAGGUUCAUGUUAGAUCGCACCCCCGAUGUAGCCAGAUACACGUUCUUGUCCAAGCAAUUGAAGGGCCUUCCAAUCAUUGGUACUUUCCACGGUAACGACAUUAUCUGGCAAUACUUUGUGCUUGGCACCAGCUCAUUGAUUUACCAAAACGCCUUUAUUUCUUUUGCUCACGACUUGAACCCAAACAGUGGUAUGUUUACCAGAACCAAGUGGCCAAAAUACCAGACGAAAAAUACUUUGGCCAACAACAUGUUGUGUAUUAGGACUGUGGAUGAGUAUACCGGGAAAGACAACUACAGAAAAGAGGCCAUGAACUACACCAACAACAACUUUCAGAGUAUGUUGGCCUAG
This is a messenger RNA of Babjeviella inositovora NRRL Y-12698, 1689 nucleotides long. RefSeq lists its product as uncharacterized. The transcript has a single exon. Bases 1 to 1689 code for a protein of 562 amino acids. The record is from RefSeq and is a predicted model, not a curated record. Lineage: Eukaryota; Fungi; Ascomycota; Pichiomycetes; Serinales.